Ornithorhynchus anatinus (platypus) is the source of this 7384-nucleotide messenger RNA. RefSeq names its product CUGBP Elav-like family member 6 (gene CELF6). Bases 13 to 1461 code for a protein of 482 amino acids. The transcript has 14 exons. Gene Ontology annotation, molecular function: mRNA binding. NCBI's taxonomy places the organism in Eukaryota, Metazoa, Chordata, Mammalia, Monotremata, Ornithorhynchidae. The record is from RefSeq and is a predicted model, not a curated record. Gene Ontology annotation, cellular component: cytoplasm; nucleus; ribonucleoprotein complex. Gene Ontology annotation, biological process: mRNA splice site recognition; regulation of alternative mRNA splicing, via spliceosome.
GGGCGGGGGGACAUGGCCGCGGUACCCAACGGAGUGUCCGCGCCGCCCGAGAGCCCCGGCUUCAGCACCACGAACAGCGGCGGCAGGAUGAACGGGCUGAGCCCCGGCCCGGCCAUCCCCAUGAAGGACCACGAUGCCAUCAAGCUCUUCGUGGGGCAGAUCCCCCGCAAUCUGGAAGAGAAGGACCUCAAGCCCCUCUUCGAGGAGUUCGGCAAGAUCUACGAGCUGACGGUGCUGAAGGACAGGUUCACCGGCAUGCACAAAGGGUGUGCCUUCCUCACCUACUGUGCCCGGGAUUCUGCCCUGAAAGCCCAGAGUGCACUGCAUGAGCAGAAGACACUGCCAGGGAUGAACCGUCCGAUCCAGGUGAAGCCAGCAGACAGCGAGGGUCGAGGAGAAGAUAGGAAGCUCUUUGUGGGGAUGUUGGGGAAGCAGCAGAGUGAGGAUGACGUCAGGCGGCUGUUUGAGCCCUUCGGACAGAUCGAAGAAUGCACCAUCCUCAGAGGCCCCGAUGGAGCCAGCAAAGGCUGUGCUUUUGUAAAGUACGGAAGCCAUGCAGAAGCCCAAGCGGCCAUCAACAGCCUGCACGGCAGCCAGACUAUGCCAGGAGCAUCCUCCAGCCUCGUAGUGAAGUUUGCAGACACAGACAAAGAGAGAACUCUGAGGCGAAUGCAUCAGAUGGCGGGGCAGCUGGGCAUCUUCAACCCAAUGACGAUCCAGUUUGGAGCCUACGGGGCGUACACGCAAGCGAUACUGCAGCAGCAGGCAGCUCUGAUGGCUGCAGCACAAGGGACCUGCCUGAACCCCAUGGCGGCCAUCGCCGCUGCUCAAAUGCAGCAGAUGGCGGCCUUUAAUGUCAGCGGCCUAGUGGCCGCACCCAUGACGCCCUCAUCAGGUACAAGCACACCUCCAGGAAUCAGCACCGCCACGGUCCCCAGCAUAGCCACGCCCAUUGGGGUCAAUGGAUUCAGUCCCCUCCCUCCCCAAACCAAUGGGCAACCAGCAUCAGAGACCAUCUAUGCCAACGGCAUCCACCCAUACCCAGCUCAAAGCCCCAGUGUGGCUGACCCUCUCCAGCAGGCCUACGCGGGCAUGCAGCACUAUGCAGCAGCAUACCCAGCCGCCUAUGCACCAAUCAGCCAAGCCUUUCCCCAGCAAGCCCCCAUCAUUCCACAGCAGCAGAGAGAAGGUCCCGAAGGCUGUAACCUGUUUAUUUAUCACCUGCCCCAGGAGUUCGGAGAUGCCGAGCUCAUGCAGAUGUUCUUGCCGUUUGGCAAUGUCAUCUCUGCCAAAGUCUUUGUUGAUCGUGCCACCAACCAGAGUAAAUGCUUUGGUUUUGUCAGUUUUGACAAUCCAACUAGUGCUCAGGCAGCCAUACAGGCCAUGAACGGCUUCCAGAUCGGCAUGAAGAGGCUAAAAGUUCAACUAAAGCGGCCAAAAGAUGCUAACAGACCCUACUGACCCCUGUUCACCCUGGCCCUGCAAACAGGUUGGAUGUCCUGCAGUGUAAGAAGAGUAUUUCCCUUUUCCCAAGUGCAGUAUCCAAACUUGUAACUCUCUUUCUUUGCAACAUAUCACUUCGGAGGAGGAAACUACUGGCGGCAAGAGAGAGAGCGAGUCAUCUGGUUGUGUGGUGGUGUUUUGUUUUUUGUUUUUUUUUAAAUUCCGAAUCAAAUUUGCUUUUUUUUCUUACAAACAAAAAACAACAACAAGAAGAAAAAACCAAACAAAAAGAGAAGAAAGAGAGGAAAUGAAGUUGGAUGAAGGGACGUGGGAGAACGUUGCUGGGAGGAGAGGUUCCCAGGGGCGGUGACUGUGGGAAGACUUUCUAUUCCUCGGGUCGGACAACGGCCGCCGGUCUGGAAAAGGAAAGCGGACCCAAUCCCGAGUCGAAUGGAACGUCCGAGAAAGGCCUGGAGCCGAAAACCUACCUUUCGAAGCAUUCGUUUGCUGCUACUGUUUCAGAGGAGGACCUGGGUCAGAGGUUUGACAUGGAUUUAAACCAAAGCCAGUGAGAGAGGGUGAGGCUUGUAGGUCUUACCUGGAGAGCAGUUUUGUUUUAAAAGGAUAAAAAAGUGAAUUUUUUUUCCAUAUCUGGGUGGAAAAAGCAAAGGCUAGCAGGAUGUUGAACUUAUAAAGAUAUAUAUAAAUACAGAUAUAUAUAUCCCAUGGGGAGUAGGGAGGGGACUGACCCUCCCACCCAGCUUAUCACUGGCACAGGGAGAUGGAAUUUACUUCUUUCAAAGUCAUAUCAUUCCUUAGAGUUUAGGGACCAAAGGACUCUUGCUUUUUUUAAAAUAUAUAUAAAUAAAUUAAUUUAAAAAAACAAAAAAAAAACACAAAAAAGAAAAAGGUACAGUAUCUGGUGAAGCUGCAAGCCUUUCAGAAACGGCAAAGGAAACACCCCAAAAAGAGGGAACCCCCCCAACACCCCCAGAGAGGACUGAAGAUGCUCUAUUCGCAGGGGUCUGGAAUCCAGUGGCCCAGUGACUGUGUGGGCUCUGGGAGAGGGUUAAGACUUGGAACAGUGGAAAUUUUUCUGUCUGAUAUUUCAUUCCCCGUCAACCCUUUCUCUACCCCUUUUUCCCUUUGCAAAAUAAAGUAGCUAAGGAUCGGGUUUAUGUGCAAGUGAUGGGAAAGUCACCUUAAUCCCCCUCCCUCCCACCAAACCUCCUAGGUAAUCUCACCCCUCUAGCUCUGUCUGACCUAAAGAGCUGGCCCCAAAUUUCCAAACUGGCUAGCCCCGACCCUUGGCAAAAUCGGCUUAUGCCCCUGGGUCUCGAUAACAGGGAAAUGUAGCCAGCUUGAGCACACCUGGGCCUUAGAGCAAGGCUACACCCACAACUCAAGGGGUCAUCCCUGCCCCAGACGGGCCACAUCCUGGUAGGCCCUGUUGUUCUGAGGGCAGAGUGCCCUGAGGAUGGCUGGCGUUUGGUCUUCCUGAAGACCCCAGAGUGCCGCCUGGACUGAGUAAAAAGCGACCCACCCUUGCAACAUAGAAGCCAGGUUUCCUAUUGUCCUGGGAACAGGGGAGCCAAUGUACAGUUGCAAAUAUGCAUCCAGACAGGAGUGGUUGGAAUGAGUCUUAGGGCCCCUUUGGGCAGAAAGCAACUUAAGGGAAAAUUCCCCCGUGGUGGCCAAACGGAGAAGCUCCGUCCCAGAUUACUCCCCAUCAUAGCACUCCAAUCUGUCACUCCAAUCUGUCGGGAUUGGGCCACUUCCUGGGGUGGGCGAUUGCUUCUGUUUCCUCUAACGCCAGCUCUCCUCUCCCCUCCCUUCCUUCCUCCCUCCCUCCAUCAAACCCCACUGCUCUGCCUUCUCAAGGCCAAAUAGGCUUCUUCCUGGCAUCUGGAGUCUGGAGUGGGAGUAGGAGAGAAGUUGCAGGGAGGAGCAGGGGAGAUUGGCCCCGAAUUCUCAUGUUUUUUAACCCAUCUCCAGCCUUCCAGCACCAGCGGGUGGGGCAGAUGCCUUAGUCUGUGACAGGUUGCAGGGGAACUUACCCCCUCCCUGAGGUCUGCAGAGGCUUCAGGAGAGGCCCUUGUCAGGCAGCCUCAGGUUCUGGUUGUGAUGCUGAUGCUUUGUGGGGAAAGAGCAAGGGGUGGAGAUGAGGACCCUGAAGGAAACUGUUGAUAAUGUCCCCUUCCCCACCCACUGUACUGGAUUCAGAUGAGGCAUCGUGGGCUGGAAGAGAGACAAGGGUGCCCGGGCUGCUCUCUGCUCUCUUCAUCCCCUUCCUUCACUGGACCACUGGCACCUGCCUCUUCUGUGACCCCUUGCCCUCUUUCCCCAAGUUUCAGAGCAGAAUGCUGUUUUAAAGAGAGAGUUGGCACAUAACAUACAGCUCUGCUACAUUCGAAGACCCAAACCAACCCACGAAAAAGACAAUCGACUUUAGCGAGUCUGUGAAAGUGACUUUUUUUAACCAAAAAAAAAAAAAAAGGAAAAAUGCCCAGUGCCCAUGAGGAUCCUAGGCAGGACAGGAUCUGGGGUAAGAGCGGUUUCCACUUCUGCUCUCCAAAAGUCAAAAGCUGCCCAGAUUGUGGCAGCCUGGGAUCCAACCUCCACUUCACCCAGGGCAGGAGGGUCAGCGGGGUUCCCCCCGCCAACUCAACCCAGAGUUCCACGUGGCAGCCUUGCCCACAAAAGAGGGCGGAGGGGACUCCUUGGCCUCGACUUCGAGGAUGGUUCUGCUAAUGUUGCUGGAGCAGGGGGUCGGGGCCCGUGCCCUGAGCACAGUUUUGCAAUGCCUGGGAGCACAGAGUGGCCAUUCAUCCAUUUUUUAUCCCGGACAGUCCGGUUUUCAGCUGGUCUGUUCCCCGACUGGUUCCGCAAGGGGGUGGCAAAGGGUGUCCGGUAUUUUUGAGUGCCACCUGGGCUGGAAAUAUCGUUGACCCCUGCCCGGGAAGGAUCCCAAGGAAAGCAGCCCCUGGCUGGGAAUGGAUGCUUCACCCUCUGGAUCCCUCCUAGGUGGGCGCCUUGCCUCCUGGACCAGUGUCUCAGGAUCCAUCGCUGACCAGCACAGCCUGGGCAGCAUCCCAGAGUCCUAUGGGCUCUCCAGAGGUCAUCUAGCCCAUGCCUCUGCCUCCAGCAAAGUCAUCCCUCACAAACAGUCCCAGAAAGAAAAGCAACAAUCCCAUGUUUGAAGAGUUCCAGAAGAGGGGAUUUCACAACUCCUUCUGGCCACCUAUCACAGCAUCUCCCAGCCCUCCCGAGCAGGAAGGUUGUCCUUCGACAGUACCUAACCAAUCCUUCCUGCAGACCGAGAGAACCAACAAGCCGCCCCUGACCAGAGACUUCGGAGGGGGCUUGGGGUGAUGGUCCAGCUAGGGAUCCCCUUCACCAGCCUGCGCCCCUGGAACCCCUCAGCCUGGAGGGGUCCCCCCAGCUCAACUGCCCGCUUGCCCCCCUUCCACCUCCCCACAGAAGUCUACACAGCCUCCCUUCCUACACUUGCCCAGAUUCUCUUCCUUGGCAGAGAGAGAGCCACGUUUGUUAGCAGAAGUGGGAUGCCAGGGGUUCUUAGAGAACGGUUCCUCAGAGAGGGACCCCUCUCUGCCCUUCUGCGCCACCCCUUCUCUCUGCCGAGGGCUGACCUAGGAAUCGCCCAGGGUCUCCUGUGGAAAACCAGUCCUGAUGGCAUCCGGCUACCUGCUCUGUCCUGGACUUGCCCCGUGGCCUUGUAUACGUCACCUCACCUCUCUGUGCCUCAGUUUGCCCAUCUGUAAAAUGGGUGACGGACCGCUUCCUCCCCUCCUGUGGGUGUCUGUGAGGCUUUAUUCCUGUUUGCCAAGCGCUGAGGGAUUCCUGGGUGGAUCGUGCUACAUACCGUAUAUCUUGGCAUGUGAGAUGAGGCAAUUUUCAAUAUUUGGAAGCUUAAAAAUGAGAGCGCCCAGGUGCCCGAGACACAGUCAAAGGAAGUGCGAGUUUCUCAAAAAAAAAACUUUUUCAUUGUUUUGAAAAAAGGGUGCCUCUCUUAUGCAACAGCGUCUCAUAGGUGCUUAUAUACGGUACACGCACAAUCAUCUCUGUAAGAAUUGUUUAUUGCUCGUGGCUUGCCCGUUGGCAUCCCUCUCUGCAAUGCCAAGACCCUUCCUUUCUCCUAAGUCAGGGGCUGGCCUUCUGUGCUUUCCUCAAAAGGCAAGUGCCCUCCCCCUGCUCUCGUCUGAUCUGCUCUCCUGACAUAGUGGCCGACUGUCAGGGAGAUGGGGCGUCCUCCCUCAUCACCAGCCAGUGUCCAAGCAGCUUUCUCACAGGGCCCUGCAGGGACUAACCAGCCCCAGAUCUUUGCUGCUUUGCCACUCCGCCUACCAGCUCCCAACCUUUUAGGCCCCCGGGCAGGGCUGCGUGGGGCUCCCGGGCUCCUGAGAUCAACCAGCAGGACUCUGAUCUCAGUCUCGAGCUGCUUUGCUUCAGCAAGCCAUGGUUCAGACAGCCUGGGGUGACCCGCCAUCCCCAGUAAAGAAAGGUGAAGGCAGGAAAGCUCCCUGUUUUCCUUAGGGUGUUCCCUCAGCCCCUCUGCUAAACCUAAGGAGAGUCUGGGCUUCCGCUGAAUACGCUCACGUUUCCUGCCAUUCUGCGAUUUCCCUUCAUCCCCUAAGCCUUCCUGUCCCUCAACCCUGCUCCCGGCACCCGGCUUCCGGCUGCAUUUCCAUUUUCUCUAGAGAAAAGGGCUGAAUUGUGUUCCUUCCGUGCUCUCGUCAAACCCCUGCAGCAGCCUGACCUGUUCCGUCCCCAAGGGGUCUAACUCUUUUCUGCUUCUUAAAGAGCCACCCAUCAUUGCACAGGCUCAGCUCCUGGGUAGAGGGCUCACUGAUUGGUCAAGAAGCCUUGGCCCUCGGUGUCUAGAGACAACCCCUCCGCUGAGGCCUCUGCCUUUUGGCGUCCCCAUGCAUUCCAGCUACCUGGUGUCGGCCAUGAAGCAUGCCAGCCGAUGAAGGGACAGCUGGACACUUCCACACCAAGAAUGGCUGCAUUUGAGCGGCGGGUGGAGUAGUUCGGGCCUAGAAAGGGGGCAUCUCACCUAAAGGAGAAUGAGGUACCACCCCAUUGAUGUUGGCAUUCCUGGGGCAGAGAGAGAGGCACACAGAGCCGGGGAAGCCAAGUAACAUCGCCCAGGAAACGUGAGCGGGCGCUGACUUGCGGAAGCCCUGGACGUUGUCAGAGAAGAGUGACCCAGCGAGUGAGGCUGUCACUGGCAAGAGGAGAUGGAGCUAAAACACAAAAUGACCUUACCCCCAUCUUUGGGGAAGAGGAUCCCCUUUCUUCUGUGCCCUUCCUUCCCUCUCUUUCCAACCGCUGAAGGGCUUGACAGAGCAGCUUUUCACUCCCGCUGCAGCCCAAAGGUGGAAUGAGGAAGAGGAAUGGCUUCAGCUACAAAAGGAGGAUGAAAAAACAGGCCUCCCUUUAGGGGUGGCAGGAAGCUCUUUCGAAAGGGUGACACCGAGACAGAGUGGUGAUGGAAAACCAGGUUGGGGAGGAUCCUUGGGGGAUCAGUCUGUGGCCCGGUGGAGGUCAUCUCAGCUGUUUUCUCUCUCUCUCACUCUCAUGCUUGCUCUUUCUCUGUAAUGCAGACUCUCAGGCCUCAACUCAGACUCCUGAGACUAGGUCAGUUCCUUCACCUGGACCCCAUUCACACAUGGCAGCCUGAGUUUGGGCCUCCUGGGAGCGCAGCUGCUGGAUGGGGGAGGCACGGCGAGGGAGUGGGAAAGGGCUAGAUGAAAUGUCUGGGCCAUAUGAGGAAUUGCACAGUAAAUGUUUCCCCCCACAGCUGCUGAGCUGGAUCAAGUGUGUACUGAGCAGGGGAUUGACUGCACAGAAUCCGUGCUCCCCUUUCCCUGAAAGGACUGUCAAAUCCAUAUCGCUUUCCAAAAAACCUUUUACCACG